GAUGCUUAAUUUUUUUUUUCAGGGGAGUACACGGACAUCUUUGCGGUCAGAUGCCUUGGGCUUUCUGUGAUGAAGUACUUGCUACUGACAUGUCCAACAUUGUUGGUUGUAAAGAAGAGGAAUUGGCAAUCAUGAAUGGUCUCACUGUCAAUUUACAUCUAUUACUGAUGUCCUUUUAUCGUCCUACAGAAAAGAGACAUAAAAUUCUCAUUGAAUCAAAGGCCUUUCCCAGUGAUCAUUAUACAGUGGAAUCUCAAAUACGUCUCAAUGGAUAUGAUCCAGCAAGAAGCAUUAUAUUCGUGGAACCAAGAAAAGGAGAGUAUGAUAUAAGAACAGAGGAUGUGCUUAGUGUGAUUGAGAAGGAAGGUGAUGGUAUAGCGGUCAUCUUACUUGGAGCCUUACAGUAUUAUACCGGUCAGUUUUUUAACAUGCCUGUCAUCACAAAAGCUGGACAUGCAAAGGGUUGUUAUGUUGGUUUUGAUCUUGCACAUGCUGUUGGUAAUGUAGAGCUUCAUCUACAUGACUGGGAUGUGGACUUUGCAGUUUGGUGUACAUACAAGUAUUUGAAUUCUGGUGCUGGAAGUUUGGGUGGCGCUUUUCUUCACUCUAAACUGGCUGACACAAUGGAACCUAAGCUUGUUGGAUGGUGGGGCCACAAGUUUAAGAGCAGAUUUGACAUGAAUAAUGAGCUUGAACUAUCUCCAGGCAUCUCAGGAUAUCGCCUUAGUAACCCAUCCAUCUUUGCUGCUUGUCCCCUGAGAGCAAGUCUAGAUGUGUUUUGUAAGACCAGUAUGUCAGAGCUGCGAGCCAAGUCAGUGGUCUUAACAGGUUACUUAGAGUACCUGGUAGGUCAUUACUUUGGUAAGGACAGUCCCCAUAGGAAGAACAAGGAGUUUAUCACCAUCCUUACACCUUCUAAUCCAGAGGAAAGAGGUGCCCAACUAUCCCUUUACUUCUCCAUACCAAUCAACAGGAUACAUAGUGAGAUGGGCAAGAGAGGUAUUGUGUGUGAUGAGAGGAAACCCAAUGUAAUUCGCAUUGCUCCAGCUCCUAUGUACUGUAACUACUUGGAUGUAUGGCGGUUUAUUGAUGCUCUCCUAACAAUCAUGGACAUUGCAGAGAAUCAACCCGAUCUUGACUCAGAGCUUGACUGAUUAAACCAUUCUUUCUCAAACAUUCUUCAGGUAUCCUUUCCAUAUAUUUUCUUUGAAUUUUUGUUUGUUUAAUAAUAAUAUUGCUGUGGUCCAUCACAAUGGUUGAAAAUUACUUUAGCUCACACAUACAAAUCUAAAAGCAACAUGCAAUCAAACUGUAUUAUAGUAUUCCUAUCUUUUAUAGGUUGUAUGCAAUUUUUUGCUAUCUUGCACAUAUUCUUUUCUUCUUCUUUUUUUUUUUUUUUUUGUUUGUUCAAAUGCCACAUUCCAGGACUAUCCAUCUUGGUCCUGUUUCAUGAAAACUUAUAACUAUUGUAAAUUUGCCAUUAUUGUAAGUUAUAUGGGAAACCUAGAUUGUGAUUGGCUGCUGAGCCUUGUUACCAUGGUAGCUGCUAUACUGGCAGAGUUAGGACAGUUAUUAUGAAAGGGACUCCUUAUCAGUCAAAAUUGUUUAGGACUGGGCAUAGGGACUUGGUUGUGAGAAUUGUCUUGGAAAUAUAUAGUUUGAUAUUUAGUUCUGACUUAUGUUAUAUUACAUUUGAGUUACAUUUUAUUCAACCACCAUUCCACUCGUCAAUGAAAAAUGGUCAUGAUUUUAUAUAGCAAAACUGCCAUCUGAAGUUGAAUAUGUCAAACAUAUACAUGUGUGAUAUAUGUCUUUGAAAUUUUUAUGAAUUAAGUUUUUUUUCUCUCAAGUUAACAUUAGACUAUCAGGUGAAGUUGAUAUUUUGUCAAAUUAAUGAAAUUUCUUCAAAUUUUGUACCACUUCUCAGGAAUCAUGUAUGUAUAUGAUCAACAUAAUGUACUAUUGUCCGAAAUCUUACUAAGUAGCUUAUAUAUUGCUUGGAUUUGGAAAUAAUUAUGUACAGAAUAUGGAGAGCACUAUUGAUGAUAUUGUUUACAACGGAAUUUUGCUGUAUCUGUAUGUGAUAUCUAAAAAAAAGUUAUAUAACUAUCUUUCUGUUGAAUCUAGAUCUUCUUAACUGAUUGUUGUAUGAUCACAAUCUUGUAUAUGGGAUAAAGAAGAUCAUGUAGCCUGUUGCAUUAAACUUAUCAACAUAAGUCCUCUCCUCUUGGGUAAAAUGCUUAAUGAAAUAUGGCCCGAGAGUAGGGGAGAUUGGGGUUAGUUGGAACAUUUUUCACAAAAAUGGCUGUAAAAUCCGAAUAGAUUUUAUUUGAGAAACAAUCAAUAUAUCAGCUUAAAGCAUAUAUCUAAGGGCUUCAAAUGUACCCCAUAAAAUUUUUAAUUCUGUGAUGGUUACUGAAAAAAAUCAACCUUGAACAAGACCAUCGCAAGCGUUCCAACUUACCCCAUAUACGGGGUAAGUUGGAACAUGGUAUGGGGUAAGUUGGAACACUGCAUGGUCAGUUAAGAAUUAAACUAAAACUACUUAGACUGUAAUAUUACAUGGUUUUAGCCAACUUGUUUAUUUUUUUCAAGUUCAAAAUAUUAAAGGUGUGUAUUCUGAUUUGUUAAACUUUAUGUUUUCUAUUAUACAGCCACUCAAGCAAGCCGACUGUGUAGUAGAAUUCCGCGUAUUUGUGUGCGUUUGAUCUUACUUGCAAUUAAGUGUAUCAGCAAUUUUAUGUACUUCUGCAUCAAAUUUACACGACAAAAAUUAAUUGUUUAUAUUUUUUAUUAAUUCAUUAUGCAAAUAAGCAUGAAAUUUGCCCUAAAUUUGUUUUUUUGUCUAUGUUUUUGCCUUUAACUCAAUUUAUUAACCUAGUAGAAUGCUAAUUUUGGUGAGAUUAUCAAUUUUUACAUUUAUAAAAAAUACACUGUAUCUACGAAAAAAAAGGCAAAAAAAUAUAAUUUAUGUAUUUUUUGUUUUUAAAUUUGUAUUUCUUAGUUUUUUUCGAACCUUUGUUUUUUAAUAUUUUUUCCACUGAACUUUGUCGGGACCCUUUUGCGAUCAUAAAUAGCAUAAAAUAAAUCCAUUUGAACCAACAAAAAUAAAAAUAAUCAUACAUGUACAAUUUGCAUUGACCUUGUACAUGGGAUCACGUUUUUGAGCAAUUUUGGGUCAGACAUGCAAUUGUUGCGUGAUUUCGAAACUGCGCACCCGGGCAUCGCAAAUUUGGUCUCAAAUGAUGUGCAAGACUUCAAAUUUACCCCCCCCCCCCCAGUUUGAUAAGGGUUAAUAUUGCAUUAGGGGCCUACAAUAGGCCUUAAAUGCACACUCAGACCUAACUGAGAAACAAAACAUGCCUGGCUUACAGGACAAGUUCAAAAGAGUGUGAAAUACUGUAUACAUUUUUUUCUCAUAUUCAUUGUUUUUAUUCAUAAUUAUGUUUGGGGUAAGUUGGAACAUGUUCCAAAUAACCCCUUCAAUUUUGUUCCAACUAACUCCAGAGGCCCAUUUGACAUUCACAAGCUUACAGCACAAAUAAGGGACUUCAUAAUGGCAUAUUAAUAACCUUAUUUUGUAGCUUGGUACAAGUGUCUAUUAUACCCCCAAAAUGGCCAACUUGAUCUAUAAACUUCUCGGAGAUAAUAAAACAUUUCUGAAAGAGAAACAAAUUACUCAGAAGGUGAAAAAACAAAAAUUCCUUUGAAUCCUUUCUAACUUCACCAGGCUUGUUGCACAUGUGGUGGAUGACAGUUGAUAAUGGCAAUAAAUUGAGGGCAGUAUUGCAUAAAUUUAUGUGAAGGCGUUAAAGAAAAUGACAAUGUUUCAACUUACCCCGCGUUCCAACUAACCCCAAUCUCCACUACUGUGGAGCCCUUUUGCCAAAGAAGUAUUGGACAAAUAUGUAUUUGGGCAUUCAUUUUGACAUGAUUCUCAUUCAGUAAACCAACUGUAAUUAGUAUAGGAAAAUUGGUUAAGAGAAUGUCAAGUUUUGUGUGUGUGUGUGUGUGUAUGUGUUUUGUGUCUUUACUUUGAUACAUAAAGAUGAGUGCUUUAAACAGGCUACUUUUUUGUCUUUUUUUUUCAGUUACACAUUUAUCUUGGUUUCUCAUUUUUGUUUUUGUUUCCAUUUAUAGUGUUAUAGUGUUAAUGAACACUUCAAAUGUUAAUGUUUUGAGAAUGCCUAAAGUUAAAAGCUUAGUUUUACAAAGGUGUUUCAAUUAUUUUUAAGAAUGAUUAUUUGUGUAUAGAAGAGAUGAGGCACCCCCUACCGUGAAAUUUUCGGGGGGGGGGGUUCUCUAGAAGGGUUCAUUUUAGGGCAUGCUUUAAAGUUUUCCUGCAAUACACUCUUAGAAGUUUAUUUCCAAUUCAUCUAAUGCCAAUUCAUCUAAUUGCCAACUCGUCUACUACCAUUUGGUCUAUUAUCAGUUCGUUUACUCACCACAUGGUCUAAUCUCAUUUAGUCUAAUGCCAUUCCAUCUAAUAACCAGUAGGUCCAAUAACCAUUUAGUCCAUAUACCAUUUUGUCUAAUUAAACUUAAGUGUUAAUUGUGCAAAAUGAAUGAAAGGAAAAUGGGUUUUAGACCAACUAGUUAUUAGACGAAAUGGUAAUAGACGAAAUGGUGAUUAGAUGAAUUUAUUAUUGGACCAUAUGGUUGUAAGAUGAAAUGUUGAUGGACGGAAUGGCAUUAUACUAAAUGAAGGUAGACCAUGUGGUGAGUGGACUAGUUGGCAGUGGACGAAUUGGCAAUUUACCCUCUUAGAUACAUAGUGGUUGCCAGUACAGCACAUGCUGCUGUAAACCAUACUUGGUCAUAGAGAUACAUGUACUAGAGGACAUUUAUAGCAUUAUACAUUCAGAAAUCAUUGGCAAAACAUUUGUUACAUUGCUUUUGGAGGUCACAUGUAAAGUCAUAGGUCAUUUGAGUUAAGUUCAAGUUUAUUCAACUAAAUGUAACUCUUGACUAAUUCACUUGUGUCCUUCAUAUAAUGAGGCUGUACAAUAUUAUCGCUCUUGCUUCCCUCUCUCUCUCUCCUUUUGUUAGAACAUGAUUUAAUGCUCAUCCGGCUUUCACAAUUCAUCAACAAUUUUACAAACUGGCCUAAACCUGGGUUUGUCUCCAAAACAUGAUAAUUGUGUUCAAGGUUUUUCUGAUGCUCAUAACUAUGUUUGAAAGAAAUCAUGGCAUUUAUUUAUACCGAUUUAAAGAAUCAAUUCCAUUCUGUUACAAUGUACAAAAUUUUGUCCACAAUUUUUAUGUAGCGCAGAUAGGCAUUUCAUAAACUGCUUAUCUUAUGAAAAAGAGGGGGUUAAGGUCACUCCAUAAAAUCAUGCGCAUAGUUUGUAGCAGCAUUACCCAUGGUUUAUUGAAUGCAUACAUUCAACAUCUAGGUUGGUUUUUUUACCCCCUUGCACCAUUCAAGAGACUGCUUUAGUGUGAAAACAAUGCUCAAAGAUGUAAAUCAAAGGAGGGGACAAACUGGCUCUCGUGAAAUUUAAUCUUAUUCUUUAAACAAUAAAAAUUUUGAUCUUGUACUUUUUAAUCAAUAUAGUUGAUGACAUGCCUUCAAAUAAUGAAGAGGAAAAAGCAAUUUAACAAAAUAUGACUAGAAAGUAUGUUUAAACUGGUUAGUAAAAUCACAGAAAAGUGUUGAUAUUCAUAUGUAUGUGCUUUAUAUUGUCCUGGUAAACAUCUUUGUAAUAUGCAACAGUAUUGUGUUUAUCAUGUAUGUUGAAAGAACAGAUUGUACCGUGCCAUGAUGAAAUCAAUAUUUUAGCACAAAUUUGAAUUAUAGACCACUCCAUGCUGAAUUCUUGAAAUAUUUUGGAGAUCUUAGAAUAUUCUAUUUUUGUCAAUGUUGAAUGUAUUUGAAUACUUAAAAAAAUCUUUAUUCAUGUACGUUUGCUUUUUGUAGAUAUUAGAUUUAUGUUCUAUGUUUUCACACAAAGUUGUAAACAAUGAAAAUAGAUUGUGAAUUUUUACCUGAUAAUAAAAUUUGUUUUGAGUGAACAAAGAUGGAAACAAACAAAAUGACUUGAUGUAACAUUUAGUGUUACCAUAUGUGAAUGUAUACAAAUUGAAAUAUAUUAGGAAUCUUGAGGCAAUCAUUUGCUGCUAUAUAUCAUUGCUAUAUCCAAAUCAUUGAGUUUUUAUUUGGGUACAUUACAUUGUACAGUUCAAAGUGUAUAUUUUUUAAUCAUGAAUAAAAUGAUAAAACUGCUGUGCUUAAAAUUA
Molecule: messenger RNA, 6240 nt
Organism: Lytechinus pictus (painted urchin)
Lineage: Eukaryota; Metazoa; Echinodermata; Echinoidea; Temnopleuroida; Toxopneustidae
Product: kynureninase-like
Exons: 11
Coding region: 51-1154 (367 amino acids)
Biological process (GO): NAD+ biosynthetic process
Cellular component (GO): cytoplasm
Molecular function (GO): pyridoxal phosphate binding; kynureninase activity
Source: RefSeq, a predicted model, not a curated record